Messenger RNA from Neomonachus schauinslandi (Hawaiian monk seal), 689 nucleotides. Its product is annotated as voltage-dependent calcium channel gamma-6 subunit-like. The transcript has a single exon. Gene Ontology annotation, biological process: regulation of calcium ion transmembrane transport via high voltage-gated calcium channel; calcium ion transport. The record is from RefSeq and is a predicted model, not a curated record. Lineage: Eukaryota; Metazoa; Chordata; Mammalia; Carnivora; Phocidae. The annotation marks the transcript as partial. Gene Ontology annotation, cellular component: membrane; L-type voltage-gated calcium channel complex. Gene Ontology annotation, molecular function: calcium channel regulator activity.
CCUCUGGAGCCGUGAGGUCCCCCUCCUAGAGACCCAGCUUCUAGCUCUGGGCCUUGGGGGUCCCUUGCUUUUCUUCUGGGUCCCACCUUCCUUGCAGAGUUUUUGCAGCCUCCCCAGGCCCUCCUCGGAAUUUAGAGGGUUUCCGGGGUAGGAGGCUCUAUUUUUUUCUCUUCUAAGCUCCAGAGGUGACCUCGACUCCCCCACUGGAGGUUCUAGGGAAGAUUCCCAUCUUCCUUUCUCAGAAUCCAGUGGAAACUGAGCCCCUCACCUCCUUCAGGACCCCAGGCGCUCCCCUCCCCCUUCCCCAGCUCUGCGUCCUUUGCACCUGUUCUGAGCCCCGUGGGCUGCGGCCUCUAGGAUGAUGAUGUGGUCCAACUUUUUCAUGCAAGAGGAGGACCGGCGGCGUCGGGAGGCUGUGGGCCGGCGGCGGGCUCAGGGGCAGCACCAGCUGACGCCGGAGCGGGAGGGGAAGAUCAAGCUGGGGCUCCUGCUGAGCGCCGUGGGCUCCACGCUGGCCGUGCUGGCCGUGGGCACCGAGUUCUGGGUAGAGCUCAACACCUACAAGACCAAUGGCAGCGCUAUCUGCGAUGCUGCCCACCUGGGGCUCUGGAAGAUGUGCACCAAGCGACUGUGGCAGGCCGACGUGCCCGCGGGCAGAGACACCUGCGGCCCCGCAGAGUUGCCUGGAG